GGUUUAAACUGGAGAUUGAAGGUGGUGGUGAUCAGUUUCUUUUUGAGAAAGAACUUCAUUUUAUUGAGACCGACCUUGAAUAAGAGCGGUUUAAACCACUAUGGAAGCAGUGGUUGACAUAUUUAUGUCCUCCCUGUUCGUUUCUCUAGGGUUUAUGACAGAUGUCUAUUUUCCCUGUUCUAUAUUCUCUAGAGUUUUCCAAACCCUACGUUCAGUUCUUUGCUCCCAGACUUGUUUUUUGACUGUGGAUGAUUUCUGGGUGAUUAUAGUGAACUGUGAUUGGUUUCUAGGUGAUGAUUCUUGGCUGUGAAGUGAUUUCUUGGUGGUGAUUCUUGACUGUGAAUGAUUUCUGGAUGAUAAUUCUUCAUUGUGAGUGAUUUCUGGGUGGCUGAUUUCAAUCAGCUAAGGUUUUCUGCUUAACGAAAGGGCAGUUCAGGGGUUUACUUCUUGAAAUAGUGACCUGUUAAUAUCUCAUAUAUAAUGGAGAAGGCUGGAAGUGAAUUAAAGACUCAAGGGGAAGGUUUUUAGGUUCUGGAAGCAUGACUGAAAGUUCUUUUCAGAUUACUACUGUUAGGUUUGAUGGAACCAAUUACUUGGAAUGGGCCCAAUCAGCUAUGAUGGCCAUUAGAGGUAGAGGCAAACUAGGCUGUGAUUGGGGAUAUAAGGAAGCCAGCCAAGGAAGACACAUCACAUGCCAAAUGGAUUCAAGGGAACUAUUUGGUGAUGACAUGGCUAUGCAAUUCAAUGCAACCUCACAUUAGCCGAAAUUAUUUAUGGGCAAAAACAACCAAGGAGAUUUGGGAUAAUAUGAAAGAGACAUACAACCCCAACCCCUUAAUGUUGCUAGGGCUUAUGAGCUGAAGUGUGAAGUGAAUAAUCUCAAGUAAGGGGAGAAACCAGUCUCCGUUUACCUUGUUACUUUGAAAUCUCUGUGGCAUGAAAUUGACCACUUGGAAACAAUUGAAUGUGAAAGUUAGAGAGAUGCAACAACUUAUAGCAAGCUGAUUGAAACAAACAGAGUGUUUGAGUUCCUAGUCGGUCUAAAUUCAGAAUUUGACAUUGUAAGACAACAACUACUUAUCAGGGAGAGUGUGACAUUGUCUCAGGCCUAUUCACUAGUGCACAGUGAAGAAAGUAGGAGAAAUGUGAUGUUACAGUUUCAGCCUAUGGAAUCAGCCUUAGCAGCAACAAAACCAAAAUUUGGGGGAGAUAAGGAAAGGGAAAUGAAGAAGGAAUAUAAAAGGGAGAUAUUUUGUGAUCAUUGUAAGAAGCCGAAACAUACUAGGGACACUUGUUGGAAGUUGUAUCCUCAUCUUAUUCCAGUUAGACUCAGAAAUAAGAAGGGAAAUGCUAAUGUGGCAGUUACUACUGAUAAUGCAUCGUCUUCCAGCACAAGGACCACAUCCCUAGAUGCCCUAGCUGUUGUUCAAGUUGUCUUGACACAGUUGAAGAGUGAAUAUGGUACACAGAUAGAAGGAAAAGUGCAGUUGAUCACUUUAAGCGGGCAUUGUCAAUGGACCCCUUACUAUGGGCUGCAUAUGAGGAACUUUGUGUAUUAGGUGCUGCAGAAGAAGCAAAUGGAGUGUUUAGUGAAGCAGCAGCUCUUUGCAUUUGGCAGCAACUUUUGAACCCUGGAUCAAAUACCCCAAACUUGCAAAUUACCAAUGAGGAUCAUGUUGUAGUUUUGAAUAAGACCUUGGGAUCAGAAGAAAUGAGCCCUAGGCAAUUGAAAAGCAUGCAAGGGAACAUCUUUAGAGAUACACCUGGAAAUCAUGUAGCAGUUUUUUCUGGUGGACCUUCUAGUCAACCUUCAAGUGGUGGUUCUUCUAACAUAUCUCUUUAUGGUACUCCUUCACCAAUGCCAGCACAGUUAUAUGGUGUGGCUCCACCACCUUUGUGCAGAAAUGUUCAGCCAAACCUGAAUAUAUUGGGCGGUGAAAGCUCUCCAAAGUCAAAAAUAAAUACCACUUUGCAAGGCUCUCGAAGAAAGCUUCUUGAUGAAGGGAAACUACGGAAGAAAUUCUGUCUAUCUUCCGCUUAUUUUGGUUUAUCUCAGGUUUCAGGGAGGUUAUUUUCUGAUUCUGAGCCUAGACGAAGUACAAGACUUGCUGGAGAAGCGGCAAACACAAACUCAAAUUCCUUACAAGUUGGAACUAAUGGGUCUGGUCAUUCUUCUACCAGAUAUUUUGGAGGGCUUUCUUCAUCAUCUAAGUUGAUUUCAGCAGCUAUUCGUUCAGGCACAUUUUGUAAGGGACAGCCCAGUGCCAGUGAAAGUUUUGAUGAAGGUAGACGAUCUGAGUCCUUUGAUGACAGUCGAUUAGAUAAUACAGCAACAACUUCUUCUAGUGCAUCUUUGUUCGCUGAUGAUGGAUCUCUUGAACGAGAGAGAACAGGUCAACAGAUGGGUGGGGUUCUUGCACAUGGUUCAAGAGUUUCAAGUGGUAUCUUGGAGCUGCUUGAUCUUUUGAGAACUCUUGGAGAAGGCUACAGGCUUUCCUGUAUGUACAGGUGCCAGGAUGCAUUGGACAUUUAUAUGAAACUUUCACACAAGCAGUAUAAUACAGGAUGGGUUCUUUCCCAGGUUGGCAAAGCAUAUUUUGAGAUGGUAGAUUAUUUAGAAGCUGAUCAAGCCUUCACUCUUGCACGCCAAGCAUCACCAUAUAGUUUUGAAGGAAUGGAUAUAUACUCUACAGUUCUUUUUCAUUUGAAGGAAGAGAUGAAAUUGAGCUACCUUGCUCAGGAACUGAUCUCAACUGAUCGCCUAGCUCCACAAUCUUGGUGUGCCAUGGGAAACUGCUAUAGCUUGCAGAAAGAUCAUGAAACUGCUCUGAAAAAUUUCCAGCGUGCUGUUCAAUUGAAUUCAAAAUUUGCAUAUGCCCACACCCUAUGUGGCCAUGAGCAUGUAGCUUUAGAGGACUUUGAGAAUGGAAUAAAGAGCUAUCAGAGUGCUCUUAGAAUAAAUCCAAGGCACUAUAACUCUUGGUAUGGUCUUGGUAUGAUAUAUCUUCGCCAAGAGAAGUUUGAGUUUGCUGAGCAUCAUUUUCGAAGGGCUUUCCAGAUCAAUCCAUGCUCAUCUGUUAUCAUGUGUUAUCUUGGAACAGCUUUACAUGCUUUAAAGAAAAGUGAGGAAGCUUUGAAUAUGAUGGACAAGGCCAUCAUAGCAGAUAAGAAGAAUCCAUUGCCCAUGUAUCAGAAGGCUAACAUACUAGUGAGUCUUGAGAAAUUUGAUGAAGCUCUGAAAGUUCUAGAAGCGCUUAAAGAGUAUGCACCUCAGGAAAGCAGUGUAUAUGCACUGAUGGGUAAGAUCUAUAAGCAAUGGAAUAUUUAUGAGAAAGCAAUGCUUCAUUUUGGACUUGCGCUGGAUUUAAAACCAUCUGCAACUGAUGUUGCUACCAUUAAGUUAGCAAUUGAGAAGUUGCAUGUACCAGAUGAGAUGGUGGACAACUUGUAGCAUACUUUAUAGAAAAGUGCACAGAGCAAGGGGAUCUUGUAACAAUAUCCCUACAGUUUUAUAGGUGGGUAUGAAGAAACGAUUUCUGACAUGUUGCCAGACAGGCUUGUAUCAUUGGUUUGAACUUUAUAACAACUGCAAUUUUGGUGGUCCAUUUCUCCAAAAGUCGCAACAUAUGCUUUUCAAAAUAGUGGCGUAGAGCAUAACAUUUCGCUUAAACCUACCUUAUAGGAAUUGUGCCAUAUUUCCUGCCA
This is a messenger RNA of Nelumbo nucifera (sacred lotus), 3705 nucleotides long. RefSeq names its product cell division cycle protein 27 homolog B-like. Gene Ontology annotation, cellular component: anaphase-promoting complex; cytoplasm. Gene Ontology annotation, biological process: cell division; anaphase-promoting complex-dependent catabolic process; protein ubiquitination. Gene Ontology annotation, molecular function: protein binding. Lineage: Eukaryota; Viridiplantae; Streptophyta; Magnoliopsida; Proteales; Nelumbonaceae. The record is from RefSeq and is a predicted model, not a curated record.